CCCAUCGCAGUUGACUGUUUGAGCAGCCCACCCCUCUCUGCAGUAUGCAUGUUUGCCAGGGAAUCCGCGAAGCGCUCACGUCCCAGCAGUGUACUUCACCGGCGAGAGAUCAUCUACUCAAGAGUCGAGGAUAAUAAAAUUGGAUGUGGCAGGCGGACCGGAGGCGGAAAGCCCGGAGUGACUGGAGGAAUACAGUAUUACUACAGGAAUACAGGCUGCCGCUUUCCUCUGAACGUGGACAAUCAUGCAUGUGCUCUUCUGGGGCUUGGGGUUCCUACUAUUCCCUGAUUUCUUAAAUGUUGUUGCAUCUACGGGGAGAUUACUUUUGAAUUCAAGCACAGUAAAAGAGGAGAUCGGCGCUUAUGAGAUUGUAACACCGCUGCGAGUGAAUGAAGCCGGUGACAAGUUUCCAACCAGUGUGCACUUCAAGAGGAAAAGACGAAGUUUGGACGAGAGCACCGGCAAUAGUACGGAUCACUGGGCCUCGCCAAAUAUCCACUACAGGAUAUCUGCUUUCGGACAGAAUUAUCACCUCAACCUCACGCUGGAUUCGGGAUUUAUCGCACCUCUCUACAGCGUGACAGUACUUGGAGUACCCCGAGGAGAUAACAUAACGGAUUUUGCAACAGAUGCAGAGGUAGAGGAGGAGGAGGACACGGAGUUAAGGCACUGCUUCUAUAAGGGACAUGUAAAUGCACAAGCAGAACAUGCCGCGGUCAUCAGUUUGUGCUCCGGACUGCUUGGCACUUUCAGGUCUCCAGAAGGGGAGUAUUUUGUGGAACCCCUACACAGCUAUCAAGGAGAAUACUAUGAAGAGGAACACACAAAACCUCAUAUUGUAUACAAGAAGAGCCCACCCAAGAAACAACAGACAUCUGAGGAGAACUCAGCAUGUGACACUUCAGGACACAAACACAGACAUAAGAGACACAAGCUUAAGAGAAGGCCAGUAGCUGGGGUGACCACUGUGCCCGAUGCAGCCCCUGUGGUAGGUGCUGGUAUAUUCAAUGAUGUGGCGUCACUGAGUGCCGGCCUGGCCAGAGAUGCUUUGCUCAGAUCAGAGAGCGGCAGUGCUAGCGCUAGACCAUCAAAUGAUAGCAGUGGUGACUCAGGACCUCACAGGAGAUCAAAGCGCUUCCUCUCCUACCCGCGCUUUGUUGAAGUCAUGCUGGUGGCCGACAGCAAAAUGGUGGAGCAUCAUGGCAGCAACCUACAGCACUACAUACUCACAUUGAUGUCCAUAGUGUCUUCCAUCUACAAAGACCCCAGCAUUGGCAACCUGAUUAACAUUGUGAUUGUAAAGUUAGUCAUAAUAAACAACGAGCUGGAUGGUCCAGUCAUUUCAUUUAAUGCACAGACCACUUUAAAGAACUUCUGCAUUUGGCAGCAGAGCCAGAACAUCCUGGAUGAUAACCACCAUUCCCAUCACGACACUGCCAUCCUAAUCACCAGGCAGGACAUCUGCAGAGCAAGGGACAAGUGUGAUACCUUAGGACUUGCAGAGUUGGGGACGGUGUGUGAUCCGUACAGGAGCUGCAGCAUCAGCGAGGACAACGGACUUAGCACUGCAUUCACCAUCGCCCAUGAACUUGGUCAUGUGUUCAACAUGCCUCAUGACGACAGUAACAAGUGCAAGGAGGACGGAGUCAAGAUUCAGCAACAUGUGAUGGCUCCCACACUUAACUACAACACAAACCCUUGGAUGUGGUCCAAGUGUAGCAGGAAGUACAUCACUGAGUUCCUCGACACAGGAUAUGGUGAGUGCUUGCUCGAUGAGCCCGUUUCUAGGCCUUACAGUCUGUCGCAGCAGCUGCCUGGACGGAUAUACAACGUCAAUAAACAGUGUGAAUUGAUAUUUGGGCCGGGAACUCAGGUGUGCCCUUAUAUGACUCAGUGUCGGCGGUUGUGGUGCACCAGUCCAGAGGGUGCCCAGCGAGGCUGCAGGACCCAGCACAUGCCGUGGGCAGACGGCACUGACUGCUCCCCUGGAAAGCACUGCAAACACGGCCUGUGUAUAGCAAAAGAGCAUGACGCCACACCUGUGGAAGGGGCAUGGGGAGUUUGGAGUCCUUUUGGUACCUGUUCACGGACAUGCGGCGGGGGCAUCAAGAUUGCCGUGCGCGAAUGCAACCGACCCGUGCCCAGAAAUGGAGGAAUGUAUUGUGUGGGACGCCGAAUGAAGUUUCGUUCCUGUAACUCUGAGCCCUGCUCCAAGCAGAAGAAGGACUUCAGGGAGGAGCAAUGUGCGGCUUUCGAUGGCAGGCACUUCAACAUCAACGGUCUACCUCCUAAUGUCCGCUGGGUGCCCAAGUACAGCGGAAUCCUGAUGAAGGACAGGUGUAAGCUGUUCUGCAGGGUGGCCGGCAGCACAGCUUACUAUCAGCUCAGGGACAGGGUCAUUGAUGGCACGCCAUGCGGACCCGAUACCAACGACAUCUGUGUCCAGGGCCUGUGCAGGCAAGCGGGCUGUGACCACGUAUUGAACUCUAAAGCAAGGAGGGACAAGUGUGGCGUGUGCGGAGGUGACAACUCUUCCUGCAAAACUGUGGCAGGCACCUUCAACAUCGUCCGCUAUGGUUACAAUGAAGUAGUGCGAAUACCCAGUGGUGCUACAAAUAUAGAUGUGCGACAACACAGCUACUCAGGGAAACCGGAGGAUGACAACUACCUCGCCAUAUCAAAUAGCCGUGGAGAGUUCCUGCUUAACGGAGAGUUUGUGGUCAGCAUGUUCAAAAGGGAAAUCAAAGUAGGAAACGCUGUCAUCGAGUACAGUGGCUCUGACCACGUCAUUGAGAGAAUCAACUGUACUGACCGCAUCGAGGAGGAGAUUAUUGUCCAGGUGCUAUCUGUGGGCAACCUUUACAACCCAGAUGUCAGGUACUCCUUUAACAUCCCCAUAGAGGACAAACCGCAGCAAUUCUUCUGGGAUGCCUAUGGGCCCUGGCAGGAGUGCAGCCGCCUGUGCCAAGGAGAGCGCAAGCGGAAGAUUCUCUGUAGCAGAGAGUCAGACAGGGUGGUGGUGUCAGACCAAAGGUGUCACGGUACAGCUAGACCGGCCGUCAUCACUGAGCCCUGCAACACUGAAUGUGAACUCAGGUGGCAUGUGGCUCGUAAGAGUGAGUGCACGGCCCAGUGCGGCCUUGGAUAUCGUACCCUGGAAAUAUAUUGUGCCAAAAUCAGCCGUGCAGAUGGCAAGACCCAGAAGAUUGAUGAUCGCUACUGUAGUGGUCAGCGCAAACCUGAUGAUAAGGAAGGCUGCCAUGGAGACUGUAACCCCGGUGGCUGGGAGUACUCGCCUUGGUCAGAGUGCUCCAAGAGCUGUGGUGGGGGCACCCGCCGUCGAGGGGCAGUGUGUCGAAAGGCAGCCGAGGCCGGCAGUGAUGAGAGCAAAUGCAGUCAAAGGGACAAGCUGACCGCCCAACCCUGCAAUGAUUUCCUGUGUCCACAAUGGAAGACCGGUGACUGGUCUGAGUGCCUCGUGACGUGCGGGAAAGGCUAUAAGCACCGUCAGACUUGGUGUCAGUUUGGUGAGGACCGUUUAGAUGACCGCUUUUGUGGCUCAGCAAAACCUGAGUCUGUGCAGACAUGCCAGCAGCAGGAGUGUGCCUCUUGGCAGGUUGGACCCUGGGGACAAUGCACUACCUCGUGUGGGCCAGGCUACCAGAUGCGAGCGGUGAAGUGUGUGGUUGGCUCUUAUGGGGCUGUCAUGGAUGACACUGAAUGUAAUGCUGCCACCCGACCCACUGACACCCAGGACUGUGAACUGGCCCAGUGUCCCAGCAGCCACCCUGUUCCCCCAGGGACCAAAGUCCCCUCCCACCAGGGCCACAAAACCCAGUGGCGUUUUGGUUCCUGGACCCAGUGUAGUGCCAGCUGUGGCAAAGGUACGCGGAUGCGUUAUGUGAGUUGCCGUGACAACCAGGGUGGAGUGGCAGAUGAGUCGGCCUGCGCCCAUCUACCAAAACCCCCUGCCAGAGAAGUGUGCUCAGUAGUGGCCUGCGGACAGUGGAAAGUGCUGGAAUGGACAGUGUGCUCAGUGACCUGUGGCCAAGGGAAGACGACACGGCAGGUACUGUGCGUCAACUUCAGUGACCAAGAAGUGAAUGCUAAUGAGUGUGACCCAGACGAUCGUCCUACCACAGAGCAGGACUGCGCUAUGUCUCAAUGCCCGUCCCACUCCAGUGAGUCCCGACCUUUCCCGUCCUCACCGAACACCAGCACCAGGAACAACCUGCCCCGUAGCCAAUCUCACCAGUGGCGGACUGGACCCUGGGGCGCGUGCUCCAGCACAUGUGCAGGAGGUUUCCAGCGGCGUGUAGUAGUGUGCCAGGAUGAGAAUGGGUACCCUGCCAACAGCUGUGAGGAUCGCAGCCGGCCCAAUGAGCAACGAUCCUGUGAGUCAGGGCCAUGUCCACAGUGGAUCUAUGGCAACUGGGGAGAGUGCACCAAGCCAUGUGGCGGUGGGAUAAAGACGAGGCUGGUGGUGUGUCAGCGUCCAAACGGCGAACGUUUCAAUGAUCUGAGCUGCGAGAUCCAUGACAAGCCACCAGAUCGUGAGCAGUGCAAUACUCAGCCGUGCCCGUCUAGCCCCCACUGGAACACAGACCCAUGGAGCUCGUGCUCUGCCUCCUGUGGAAGAGGGUUCAAGUCUCGUAAGGUGAGCUGUGUGACCGGGUCAGGCCGCUCUGUCCCAGAGGAAAACUGCCAGACUCUGUCCCCCAAACCGAGCAAGCAGAGGCGCUGCCGAGGUGGACGGUGUCCCAAGUGGAAGACUGGCAGCUGGAGAGAGUGUUCAGCAUCGUGUGGCGACGGCAUCCAGCGUCGGGAGGUGUUCUGCCAGGAUGGAGACCGACGGAGCCCGCUAGAGAGCGGCUGCUCGCAGCGAUCCAGACCAGCGUCCAGCCAGACCUGCCGGGUCGCUCAGUGCCCCUCUCGGUACCGGUGGAGAGAAGGAGAUUGGCAGACGUGCAGUAAGUCGUGUGGGGCGGGCCACCGACGGCGAGCCUUGCAGUGUGUGGACCACAACCAGCAGGAGGUCCAUGAGAUGUACUGUGUGAAUCAGAUCAGACCUCCAGACAUGGAGAGCUGUAACAGCCAGGCCUGUGAGUUAAUCUGGAUCACAGGGGAAUGGACAGAGUGCUCAGCCAGCUGUGGACAGGGCUACCGGCAGCGUCUGAUCUCCUGCAGCGAGGUGCAUGUGGAGAAUGACAACUAUGAGUACGGCCAUCAGUCUCUGUCCAACUGCCCCGGGACCCCCCCUGAGAGCUACAUGCCUUGUAAUUUGGACCCGUGCCCACCGCCACAGAAGUGGAGGGUUGGAAUCUGGGGACUGUGUUCAGUGAGCUGUGGUGAUGGGGUGAUGGAGAGGACGGUGCAGUGCGUGUCCACGGAUGGCCAGGAAAGCAAUAGGUGUUCUCUAGACGCCAUGCCAGAGGACAGAAAAGUCUGCAGAAAUCCAGCCUGCCAUUUGCCUUCUAGCUGUCGAGACGUCCAGAGCGCGCACGGCCCCCUCCCAGACAGCGAACACUUUCUCAAUGUUCAAGGAAAAGCACGCAAGGUCUACUGUGCAGGAAUGCAGACGGAGACUCCACAGGAGUACAUCACCUUGACAACGGGAGAAAGGGAGAAUUUUUCAGAGAUCUUUGGCUUCAGGCUCAAUGACCCCACCCAGUGUCCAGCCAAUGGCUCCAGCAGAGAGGAUUGUGACUGUCGGAGAGACUACACCGCCGCCGGUAUCACCACCUUCUCCAAAGUGCGCCUGGACCUCAGCAAAAUGAACAUCAUUACUACAGAUUGGCAGUUUGCUUUCACCCGUGAAGGCAAGAGUGUUCCAUUCGCUACAGCUGGAGACUGCUACAGCGCCGCACGCUGUCCACAGGGGCAGUUUCGGAUCAACCUCUCAGGAACAGGUUUUAAGGUGGCUGAGGACACCUCUUGGACCUCCCAGGGCAACUAUGCAGUAGCUGAUAUACAAAAAUCACAGGAUGGCAGCAGAGUGUCAGGAAUAUGCGGAGGCUACUGUGGGAAAUGUACUCCAUCCUCUGGCUCCAGCCUGCCUCUAUCAGUGGAAUAGAUCUAAUACCGUCAAACAGGUGGCCUUUGUGUCAGGACAUCCCUCCUCUUUGGUGCUACAGUAAAAUCAGAGCUCAAAACCAUCCUCCACAUGACCUCUUUUAUUCCCGUGUGUAUAGUGUAAAUUAAUCAGGUGUAAGUACUGUACAUAGCAGGAUAAAAAUUUCUUAUUUAUUGUACUCUCUCCAUUUAUUUUUGUAUUGUAAUAUAGUUUUACUCUUUUGUUGUUUGUGUAAACACUACACAGUUGCCAUUUAUCAGAUUUUUUUUGUUGUUGCCAGAAUGUGCCUUCCAAUUUGGUUAUUUGCCAUUUGGACUUGUUAGUACUGUCAUCACUCCACACUGCUACACUGUUACAGCCAUAUGUUCCUUUUGAGACCAACUCAGUCAGUUGUGUUUUACACUAAUCUCAUUGUUGUGAUGGUCACCUGUCCUUUUGUUCAUAGGCAGUGAGGUGUCUCCAAUCAAUGGGUCUUUUUUUAUAACCCUUUAUCCCUUCAGGCACUAUUUGCAGACACGUGGAUAGUCUUGUUUUACACUGUGUGCUAUUAAGUAGCUCCUUUAGACAAUUUUUAUUUUGGUUUAGGGAACGUCCCAGUUUCUUAGUUUGACUGUAUUUCCCAUUUAGAUGUCAAGUACAUCGAUCCUUACAGUUCUCAGUUGAGGGCAACUGUUGCCCAGAAACGUCCUCUGGGAUGCUGCACUCUGUGGCCGUUUACAAAAUUCCACGCCUCCUUCACCAGCACACUUUUCAUCUCAAUUUACUUUUGAGGUGUUGUAUUUGUAGCCAAUCAAAUUUAAAACCCAGUAUUAUAAACCUGCAUCUCUCCAGCUGUUAACUGCAGCAAUAAACAACAACAACAUCGUGAGACGUUUACCCAUAGAAACGCGCCAACACAAACCCACUGGAACACAUUACUGGAUCCUAAGGAGAAGGUUGUAGGUUACAGGCGCUGUAGAGAUUACCCUGCCAGACAUCAGAAAGAGCCAAAUUCCUCUGUGUUCUUGCAUGUCUCCCAGGUAGCGUGCAGUGACCACAGAGAGCCAUUAGCCUUUAGCUUUUACAGAGCAGACAGGUUAUCUUAUCUGGAGCAACUUGAAAGAAUUCAGGAAAGAAAGACUUCACCUCAGGCCAAUAAAAUUCCAGUAGGUACUCCGGAGAUAUAAUGCACUGGUCGGGCCCUGGAGACACCUCUCAAACUGCUGAGCUCAUUGGCCCUACAGCAUGAUUUCUGUCCAGAUGCUGCCCAUAAAACUGUUGCCGUCUGUACCUCACAUUCUUCUCUCCAUAUUUGUUUUUAAGAGUCUGUCCAAACAUACUAAUAUGCACCUGCUUAGAGCAUUCUGACUUCUGUUUUUGUGACUAUAUCAGGGUACUUUUUGUGUAUAUGUCUGUAUGCUUUCGUAUCUCUUUAGCCAGUUUUAUACAGUUUGUGAGCAUUUUUUGUUGUUGCAGAAACAUUGAAAGACAGGAAGAAUUCAGCCAACCUAGUCUUACAUUAUUUAAGCCCUAACUGUGUGUAGGGUACAUACUGUAUGUACAACUGAUGAAGAAGCCAUAUUUGUUUUUAUAAGCCUUCCUGCAUAUGGUGCUAUUUUAGUGCCUUAUGUGAUAAUGUGCAGACUUCAGCCAAAGGGAAUGUCUUAAUCUGCCGUUACACUAGUAUGAAAUUAUUUCUAAUGACAUGGGGGAAGUAAACAUUUUGUGUCUUGUGAGAAUUAUAGUUCAGUCAAUAGAGUUCUCAGGUGUCAUAAGUGUAUUUAACGUACUUUACACAUUUGCUGCAUGUUUAUCAGGUAACUCAAAAUAUAUUAAGUUUAACAACUUACAGUGUCAUUAUAUAUGCUUUAUUUUAUAUGCAAAUAUUUAUUUCACCUUUUCUUUAUGUGAAUGUAAAUAGACUUUGGUCAUAAAUGACUAUUGAUUACCAUGCAGUAUUGCCAUAAAAUGAACUGUCUGCCAACACAUUUUCUAUUUUGUGAAUACAUUUAUUUAUCAUAUCUGCAUAAACGGUAUAGGCAGAGUGCUGCCAUAUGAAAAGCAUGAUUUAUGUAUGAGAUCAGAUAAGGCAAUGAUCAGAAGGAAAUAAAAUGCCUGCCACAUGACA
This is a messenger RNA of Micropterus salmoides (largemouth bass), 8180 nucleotides long. RefSeq names its product A disintegrin and metalloproteinase with thrombospondin motifs 9-like. Lineage: Eukaryota; Metazoa; Chordata; Actinopteri; Centrarchiformes; Centrarchidae. Gene Ontology annotation, biological process: proteolysis; extracellular matrix organization. The transcript is spliced from 40 exons. The coding region runs from base 245 to 6073 and encodes 1942 amino acids. Gene Ontology annotation, molecular function: zinc ion binding; metalloendopeptidase activity. The record is from RefSeq and is a predicted model, not a curated record. Gene Ontology annotation, cellular component: extracellular matrix.